AGGAUUAUUUAGGAAAUAAGAGGCUGCAACUGUCUGGUGAACUAGUAUCCCUGCUCUUCGAGGAUCUGUUCAAAAGAAUGAAUUUGUUGGCUAUGGAUAUUAUGGGCAAAACUAUGAGCAACAAUACAAGUGAAGAUCGUGACGGAGUCCUGAAUUUUAAGCAGAUAAUAGAGAGGGUUUCUACCAUAACCUCUGGUAUGGAGUUGGCCAUUAACACAGGACAAUUUGGUAUGAGUAGAAAAGGUGUAUCACAGGUAUCUGAGUUCCGAGCCCCCUUCUCUAAUCUAUAGAUAUUUUGGGAUUUAAGUUUUUCUUUUGCUUCUAUAUAUAUAGACGCUUUCUAGGCUAUCCUAUAUGGCAUCUUUAGGCUACAUGACACGCAUAUCACAAGAAUUAGAGAAGACCCGGAAAACAAAUGGGCCCCGUGCAAUGCACCCUAGUCAGUGGGGUAUGCUUUGCCCAUGCGAUACUCCCGAAGGAGAACUUUGUGGAUUGACAAAAAACUUAGCUUUGUUAACUCACAUUACAACAGAUCAAGAGGAUGAUGGCCCACUGACGAAGCUGGUUUGUUUUCUCCUAAUUCAGUUAUUUUUAUUUUUGUUGUCUUUAAUGCUUUGUGCCGGACUGCCUGUGUGGGCAUGUUCUUGUGUGUAUUGAGGUAUUGAUGAGCUCAUAUCCAACCAUUGCUUGAUUCGUGUUGUUUUGGGAAUACGACUGCACCCACUAUGAUUGGGCACCUUUACACACAGAGUGUGCUCAGUGGGAAAUCAUGUGGGUUGUACGUGAAGUUGUAGAUUUAUUACUAGCCACCAUAGUUUUUUGUGUGCAUGUGCCUAUGUCUGCAUGUUUUCUGCAUGAUUGCAUGCAUACUGUUUAUAAUAAUUACUCGAAAUAAUCUGAGCUGCAACAACACAAUUUACUGGUAGUUCCUAUAAUUAAAUAGAUUGUACAUACUUUGAAAAAAACUAGAUUUUACAUACUAGCAGAGGCAGAGCACAACUCAGCAGUCACAUGUGGUCAUUAAUCACCUAAAUAGGCAGUAUGCACCCUAUAUGCAAUUUGAUUGUGGUCUAACCUGCUGCAUUUUUUUAGUUCUUUACAUCCAUUGUAUAAAGAAGUGCGACAAGUUAUGAGCAAUCUUAUAUAUUCCACUUUUGUUCAUUAUGUACCAGUGUUAUACUUUAGGUGUGGAAGAUUUAUCAAUUUUAUCCGCAGAAGAAGUUCACGCAUCAGACUCAUUUCUGAUCAUGUUCAAUGGAUCAAUACUGGGGAAACAUAGGCAACCUCAGAGAUUUGCUGAUAAUAUGAGAAAACUGCGUCGGUUAAGCUCAUCUUGGGACUUUGUAAGCAUUUUUGUAAAUCAGAAGCAGCGUUGCAUUCACAUUGCCUCUGAUGGCGGUCGCGUUUGUCGUCCACUUUUAAUCGCUGAUUUGGGAAUAUCAAGGGUCCAAGACCAUCAUAUGCAGGAACUGAGGGCUGGUCACCUCUCAUUUGACGAUUUUCUGCGUUUUGGGUUGAUUGAAUAUCUUGAUGUCAAUGAAGAGAACAAUGCAUUGAUUGCAUCGUAUGAGCAUGAGGAUCAAGAUGAUGUUCAGAGAAGCAGAAUCACACACAUUGAAAUAGAGCCCUUGACUAUAUUAGGGGUUGUGGCUGGGAUUAUUCCUUAUCCACACCAUAACCAAUCUACACGUAACACUUACCAGUGCGCAAUGGGUAAGCAAGCAAUGGGAAAUAUUGCGUAUAAUCAGUUGUCCCGGGCAGAUUCUCUACAAUAUUUAUUAGUGUACGCGCAACGUCCCCUGGUUACAACAAAAACAAUCGAGUUGGUGGGAUAUGAUAAGCUUGGGGCUGGGCAGAAUGCAACUGUUGCUGUCAUGAGUGAUAGUGGAUAUGAUAUUAAAGAUGCAAUUGUAUUCAAUAAAUCAUCCCUUGAUCGAGGUUUUGGUCGUUGCAUAAGAAUGAAAAGGUACACGGUGGCAAUGCAGAAGUAUGGGAAUAAUAGGUCAGAAAAGAAUGUUAAACCAGAGAGAGAUAAAGAUGAUAUUUUGAAGAAGCAGAAUAUGCAGGUUUUGGAUAAAGAUGGGUAUGCCGAGCCAGGUCUAAUAAUCCGCGAUGGUGAUAUCUAUGUGAACAAGAAAACUCCCAAGAAUACUGCAAAAAGUCCUGGUGUUACAUCAACCGACAGGGACUAUGAAGACUCCCCAGCUAUUUACAAAGGUGAUGAUGAUGAGACAACUGUAGUUGAUCGUGUAAUACUUUCCUCAGAUAGUAAUGACAACUUGACCAUCAAGUGUAUUAUCCGUCACACUAGGAGGCCAGAGGUCGGUGACAAAUUUAGUAGCAGACAUGGACAGAAAGGUGUUUGUGGUACCAUUCUUCAGCAGGAAGACUUCUCCUUCUCUGAGAGAGGAAUAUGCCCUGAUUUAGUUAUGAAUCCCCAUGGAUUUCCAAGUGGUAUGACGGUAGGACAAAUGCUUGAACUUCUUGGCGGAAAGGCUGGUGCAUCAUGUGAGCAAUUUUAUUAUGGCAGUGCAUUUGGUGAACCAAGUGGUAAUGCUAAUAAAGUUGAAUACAUGAGCUAUACUCUUGUCAAGCACGGCUUCAACUAUCAUGGAAAAGAUUUAUUGUACUCAGGCACUUUAGGCCACCCUCUUCAGGCAUAUAUCUUCAUGGGGCCAAUCUACUACCAGAAAUUGAAGCACAUGGUUCUUGAUAAGAUGCAUGCUCGAGCUUCUGGACCACGAGUUGCAUUGACCAGGCAACCUACUGGAGGGCGAAACAGCAAUGGAGGCCUGCGUCUUGGUGAGAUGGAGCGUGAUUGUUUAAUUGCGCAUGGUGCCAGUAUGGUGAUACUUGAACGUCUAUUACUGUCGAGUGAUCCAUAUCAAGCGCAGGUUUGCAGAAAAUGUGGUUUGUUAGGCUACUACAACCACAGACUCAAGACCUCCUUCUGUUCAUUUUGCAAAAGUGGAGAAAAUAUGCAGCAACUGAUGAUGCCCUAUGCUUGCAAGCUAUUGUUUCAGGAACUGACAGCGAUGAACGUCGUUCCAAGGUUAAAGCUAACCGAAGGAUAACUUGUAACGUGGUGCACCGAUGAUCUGGGAAGGAUAAUAGGAGCGUCUGAGGUGAAGUGAAGCCAUUCUGUUCUUGAAGCCUGAUGUGUUACGCUGGGUUGUUGUAAAAAAGAAUUUGCAUAUAUGUGAUGGGGUGUUCUUGUGUGAUAUAAAGAGGAAGUGAAAUAUGUUGUUGGUUCCAAGAAAAGGAGAAGGGAGUGAUUCCCCUGGUGCCUCGUUUUUUGCAACGGGACUGUUUUAUUUUGGGCGCAAAUACAGACAGAGCGACCGUGCUCGUUAUAAUCUUCCCUGAGCGUGCUAGAAAUUUUGGCCGUGACUUAGGCCGAGUGCGCAAAGCGAGCAAGCAGAGCUAGGUCUAGCGCUAGCGGGAGGAAACCCAGAAAAAACUGGGCCUGUCCUACUGAAAUGUAAAACAUACUACUACUAGCAUAUCAAGGUAACCACAUAAAUGUACUUUACUGU
Messenger RNA from Triticum urartu, 3536 nucleotides. The record is from RefSeq and is a predicted model, not a curated record. NCBI's taxonomy places the organism in Eukaryota, Viridiplantae, Streptophyta, Magnoliopsida, Poales, Poaceae.